AUGCAUGAAGACUUGCGCCGAAGAGCCCUCGAGAGCGGCAAGACCGUCUCCAACAAGGCCAAAUCCAAGGGGUCGUCCCGGGGAAGCUCGCGUGGCAACUCGGCGCCCAACUCGCGCAGUGCUUCCCGCAUUCAGAGCAGAGAUGCCUCAGACGACGAGGAUUUAGACAAGGGCAAUCUGAGUGACGAUACGACCCAGAGUAUCAACUCGAUCGAUGCCCUCCUCGAAACCGACGACAUCAACGAGCAGACCUCGGACGUGGCUCGACAAGAGUUGAACGACGUCAUCGUGGAACUGCUCGAUCGGAAAGGGAGCAGCAAUAAGAGCAGGGAAGACGCGCUGACUACCUAUGUCAAAUGCUUGACAUCGCACUAUCUGGCUGAGGUUCUCUAUGGCCGUGUUGAGGACCUCCUCGGUGCGUUCAGCCGAAGCAUCAAAGCAGAAACGAGCGAGAAAGAAACCACAUUGGCCUUGCGGGCCAUGGCACUUACUGCCAUUACAUUCGCCCAUGGCAGCCUUUACGACACGGUCGCGGCGUCCUUGAAACGGACCAUCUCCGAUUCUCGGUUCACGUCGGUCAAGGCUGCGGCGAUCUAUGCGAUUGGGAUCUGCAUUUCGUUUGGUGGCGCUGGAGAAGAAGAGAUUCUGGACGUUAUGACUUUCUUACUGGAGAUCGCGUCGAGCGACGGCGCCUUUGUCGAUGCAGACGACAGCGCCGAAGUUGUCACCGCCGCCUUGAACACCUACGGGUUCUUGGCCACACAAGUGGAAGACCUCGAGCAGGAAUCGGAAGACGCGGUUGCGACGUUCCUCGACCAGCUCGAUGCAGACGACGCCAAAGUCCAAGUAUCGGCGGGCGAGAACAUUGCUUUACUAUACGAGAAAUGUUACACACCACGCGAGGAGGACGACGAGUCCUCCUCGGACGAGGAAAUUCCUGAAGACGAUUUGGCCCACGACCGGCCUCACGUGCGAUCCUACCUAGUCAAACGGUAUAACCCUUACCACAACACGCAUGAAGUGCUAGACAAGGUAACGGCACUCGCGUCGCUCAGUACCAAGUCGAUGAAUCGUCGAGACAAGAAAGCCUUGCAUCAAUCGUUUGCCAGCAUUGCCCUGACGGUGCAAGACCCGCGACUGGGGCUCCAGUCGAACAAUGCCUCGAAGAUGGUGGUGCGAGUGCAUCGGGAAGGUGAAAUGCGGGUGGACAAGUGGUGGAAGCUGAUGCGGCUGCACGCCAUUCGAAGGCUCCUGGGUGGAGGCUUUGUCAACCACUACUUUGAAGGCAACAAACAGGUGUUGGACGCGUUGCCGAUGAUCAUGCGGGGCAUUGGAAGCUCAGGCAUGCCGAGUCCUCGCAAGAUGGGCGGCAACAACAAGACGCAGAAGGGCAAAUACCGCGACGUGCGACGCUUUGUGUCGGCCGACCUGACGGCGCAUUGA
Messenger RNA from Fonsecaea erecta, 1443 nucleotides. RefSeq lists its product as hypothetical. The transcript has 2 exons. The coding region runs from base 1 to 1443 and encodes 480 amino acids. NCBI's taxonomy places the organism in Eukaryota, Fungi, Ascomycota, Eurotiomycetes, Chaetothyriales, Herpotrichiellaceae. The record is from RefSeq and is a predicted model, not a curated record.